This is a messenger RNA of Exophiala viscosa, 1713 nucleotides long. RefSeq lists its product as uncharacterized. Bases 219 to 1655 code for a protein of 478 amino acids. The record is from RefSeq and is a predicted model, not a curated record. The transcript is spliced from 5 exons. Lineage: Eukaryota; Fungi; Ascomycota; Eurotiomycetes; Chaetothyriales; Herpotrichiellaceae.
GCAUCAAGGGAAAUCUUACAUGUCUUGGCACAACAUUGCAGGCUACGUCGGUGCUUCAACGUCUCGUCGUCUGCAACAAGAUUGCUGGUGAGCUCAAUAUGGAUUGCGCGGCUUUUCGGCUAUCGAGUUGGCUUCCUCAGACUCCUUGCUGUGCAUCGCACAACAGUUUCGUGUUUGGUUGAAGCCACUGGAUCAAGUCUAGACGAUCGCGCGCGAUAAUGGGCAAGACGCAAUAUGCUGCAGGAUUCCGCUUUGUUGUCCGGACCUCUGACCAAUGUUCGGGUACGGAAGACCGAAGGGUCGUCAUGAGCCAUGCCUCAACGACACGAUGGAAACGUCGGAAGGAUGCUACCCAGCUCCAUUCAUGGAUCGACCCCCGGCGGCGUCUCGAUGCUGAAGAGCAGAUGCCAAAGUCCAAAGACUAUCCAACUGUCUCGAUUCCAGGCCUGGUUGGUGGGAGCUUCUCCGCCACGCAACUACCCCCGGGCAUUGAACCUUCCGUGAUUGAAGAUUUGGUUCAGCUUAUCAAUUUCAACCAGAUUGGAAUGUACCCCUACGAGAUCUGCCUCCAAGUGCAUCCCGUGCAAAGGGGCUGGUUUCCUUACAUGAUUGGCGACAUCUGCUGUAUCCACUCCAUGAUGUUCUCGGUCCGGGCCUUUGUCGACGGAUCUCCUGAUGACGGUCAAUGUAGCCGACUGGCUGCAUUCCACUUUCACCAAUGUUUGCGGAUUCUCCAGGCUCGCAUCAAUGCUUUCGAGCGAGGUCAGAAGGAAACUGUCUUCCGAGACUCAACCAUCAUGGUCAUCAUUACUCUUGCUCAAACUGCAGAGCUCACAGGAGACUUCAAGGCCGCUCAGAACCACGUCGAUGGUCUCCUCAAGAUCGUGAACUUGAAAGGCGGCCUGAAAGCUAUGAACACGCAUAACAAUCUCCAAGUGAAGAUCUGCAGGGCUGAUCUAGGUUUGGCACUACACCUGGGCACCCCUCCGCGUCUCUUCCAGGAAAACAUUGAAUGGAAUUGCUUCAUCGCCGGACGUGGUCUGAUCCGCUGUGCCCACCAACACCAUGCUGAUCUGACAAGUGCGUUUGUUGACAAGCUUGACUCAAAACUCCAAAAUUGCUGGAACGAUAUCCAUGCCUUUUCUUGCCUGAGCAAUUUGGCCUACCAAACAACUCGUAAGCUCUCGCCCGAGACCUACAACGAAAUGGUGGUGUCCAUCCUCUACCGGCUCACACAGCUGUCUUUCACGGACGAUCCUCUGCAGGAAAUCAUUCGAGUGGCUCUGUUGGUUUACUGCACGACAAUCUUCCUGACACGCUCGUUCCGGCAACAACCUUGCGAUCAUCUUUCCGAGCUCUUCAAGACUGCCCUGUUCAACCUAUGCCAUGCCUCUACCAUCAUUGUGCCGCCAGCAGUCAUGCUCUGGCUCUUGCUGUUGUACCAUGUGACAGUCUACAAAGGGCCAUCCGUCGAUCUUUGGGGCGACGAAUGGCUCGACCGAGCUGUUUCGAUUGCUGGAGUAGAUACCUGGAUACAAGCACAUCCAGUAUUGAGGUCUGUCAUGUGGGUUGAUUUUGUGCAUAAUUCUGCCGGACAGAAAGCCUUCAUGGCAGCCAUAGAGCGUCUGAAAGUCGUUGGACCGACACAACCCUGAAGGUCCAUACAGUACUUCUUAUCACAAAUCUGCAGACAUGGCGCUUUCUCCCAGCUCG